Molecule: messenger RNA, 795 nt
Organism: Colletotrichum graminicola M1.001
Lineage: Eukaryota; Fungi; Ascomycota; Sordariomycetes; Glomerellales; Glomerellaceae
Exons: 1
Coding region: 1-795 (264 amino acids)
Biological process (GO): cilium assembly
Source: RefSeq, a predicted model, not a curated record
AUGGCUUCCACAGGCCUGACCACACGCGAUGUCAAUGUACUGGAAAAGAUUAAGGACCCUGAAUACGAUCCUUCGACCAACGUCAUGCUCGACCCAUCCCUUCCCCGCGACCCUAACAUCACCGACACGUAUAUCUAUGAACGUGUCAUCCAGAAGGAACGCGAAAUUGUUCUGUCCAUGCAGCAGCUCGAACUCCAGUUGGCGGGAUUGAGACCCAAAACUGUGACCGAUCCUGUGCAGGAGUACAAGAACCUCCUCUCGCAGCUUAACAGCUUCAUUGACGAAUACCCAAACUACGCCAGUGCGAGAAACAACCGCGUACAGGCCUUGAGACGCCUAUAUGGUGACACAAUGCUGUUGGCAGGAUCGCCGACUGCGUCUCAACGACUCAUCGAAAACUACGAGCCAGCUGAAUCAAUACAGUAUGCUAAGAUGGCGCUAGAAGAUACCGAAAGGUCAAUUGCCCUCCUUACGCCACGCACCAUGUUUGGUGCCAUGUCGCCGCAGGCCGCCAAGACACUUUCUCUCGCAUACACCCAGCGGGCCGCCAUCUACUACACGACGGCCAAGCUGAUGGACACGCACGCGGUGCAGGUUGACGAAGCCCGACGCGAGGCGAGAUGGACUAAGCUCGAGUUCGAGGAGGCGGCCUCGCACGACUUUGCCUGUGGCGGGAGGUUUGGUAACGAGAUUGCCAAGGGGCUGGCGGUGAGCACGAAUCCGACGGCGAAGUUGUGCGGGCAGAUGGUUCGCGAGGCAAUGAAGAAGGAGUACGGGGCAUCGUAUGCGGAGUGA